CUAUGUUAUCGUAAAUACAAAUCCCAGAUAUCCUGAAGAACGCCCAUACAUUUUACGAUGGACCCCAACGUCUUUGGUAUUGCUUGUAAUGGACUCUUGUGUUUCCAUGUGAACUAAGUAAUAUGAACGCUUACCAACUUGCAAAAUGUCUAUCAAUUCUAAGCGCUGAUUUUCAGUGUCGUGGACCCUUACAGAUGUCAUGUCGAAUGACUAAGCAGCUUAACCCCAAAAAAGUAAUAGUCAUAGUUGUCCUGGUGAAUCUCUACAGUAUGUCGCGAUUUCAUGCCAGCACUUUCAAGUAUGCAAUUGCUCUGUCAAUUGGUAUAAAGCAAAGACCAGAUUUGUUAUAUAGAGCACAGUUAUCUUUGUUAGUUGAUCUCAUGGCUACAUUGAAAAUGACUGGUUUUUUUUCAUUUCUCUUUCGCUUUAUGAUGAUUUCAUUUUAGCCGGACUUUUUUUUUUCUUUUCCUUUUUUUUUCUUUGGGCGAGAAUCGCUGCUGACAGCCGAUAAUUUUCUUUUUUUGUUUCAUGGGUUACUCUGGUAAAGAAGGACAAGUGGGGGAAAAGAGUCGACAGGCUACUAAACACCCAGGGUAGUGUUGAAAACGCUCUGUGAGCGACUUGACACC
Messenger RNA from Radiomyces spectabilis, 629 nucleotides. RefSeq lists its product as uncharacterized. The record is from RefSeq and is a predicted model, not a curated record. Bases 123 to 446 code for a protein of 107 amino acids. Lineage: Eukaryota; Fungi; Mucoromycota; Mucoromycetes; Mucorales; Radiomycetaceae. The transcript is spliced from 2 exons.